AUGAUUUUUCAAAAUAUUAUUGAAACCAUUAACCUUUCAAAUUGUCUCGAAGUUAUUACCUUAAUCUUAGCUACCUAUAUCUUUAACUUUUAUUACAAUUAUUUUACUCGUACCAAUCGGCUCCCCGGUCCAUUUCCUUUACCAUUUAUUGGAAACUAUCAUAAUUAUGCCUAUGAUAGUAAACGAUUCUAUGAGCAAUGUCAACAGAAAUAUGGAGAUAUCAGUGAAAUAAUGCUCGAUCGUAGAUAUAUCAUUCUUUCAAAGCCACAAUAUAUUAAAGACCUUUUUGGCUCAUCAGCCUUUUUUCCGAGAAUACCAUAUUCGCAAGGUACGGUAGAAAUUGGAAUGUACGGACAUGGGAUCGUCUUCAAUGAAGAUCAAAAGAGUUGGUCCUAUAAUAAACGGUUCUUUACUGAAUCAUUAUCAAUUAAAUUUAUGGAUGCGUCUAUAGAAUCCACAAAUCAAUUAUUUAAAGAGCUAAGCGAAUAUUGGCAGUCGCUUGGAAGCCAAAAUACUUCAAAGAAGAAGAAUAAUAAUUGGGUAUUGGAGACAGAUUUUUCAGCAUGGCUUCAUGGAUUCACGAAUGAUCUUAUUUCAACAAUAAUCACCGGAAAACGCACGUAUUCAAUUGCAUCUUAUUAUAACACGCAAAGCGAUAGGAGGUCUGAACAUCCUGAUGCGUUAAUCGAAAAUGGGGACAAAUUUGUAAAAGCAAUUCUAAAGUUCGUUGAAAGUUUUGUGUUCGUCAUGUUCGUUAACCCUUUUAUGAGACAUUACGUUCCAAUAAUCAGAGACAUAUCAAAUUAUUAUUUAAAAAAACGUAAAUAUUUAUUUGAUGAAUUGGAUAGUAUAAUUACGAAGAGAAGAAAAGAGAUUGAAGAAAUGGCAAUGGAUACAGAAAAAAAAACAGAUAUGUUAACUUCCUUAAUCAUUGCUAAAAUGGAGGAUAAAGAUAUCAGAGGUAAUUUGUUGGAUGCUUUUUUGGGUGGAACAGAUACUACAGCAAAUUCAUUCUGUUUUAUAACCUAUUAUAUUUGUAAGCACCCAGAAGUAAAACAAAAAAUGCUUUCAGAAAUCGACUUUGUAUUAUCUGAUAGAUUUUAUGUAUCAAGUAGCGAUCUCAACAAACUAAAAUAUUGUGAAGCCAUAAUUAAGGAAACUGGUCGUGUAUUGACGACUGCAGGUUUUACAUUUCGUUACGUUCCUAAUGAGUGUGAAGUCGCAGGAUACAAAUGGCCUGCUGGCACAUAUUUUCUUUUGAAUUUUUAUGGGGUACAUAGUCACCCCAAAUCUUGGAUUGAUCCAAAAGUUUUCAAUCCGGAUAGAUUUUAUAAUGAUAGUCCUCCCGAUUUAAUGAUUUUUGGUUUAGGCAGACGUGCUUGCCCUGGAAAAAAUCUGGCUAUGAAUGAGUUACUUUCAUUAAUGGCAUUAGUAUAUAAACAUUAUAACGUUGAUUUAGUUAAUAUAAAUGAACCAUUAAAACUUUUUAUUAGUGGAAUUACGAAUUGUAAGGAAUUAAAG
Racocetra persica is the source of this 1521-nucleotide messenger RNA. NCBI's taxonomy places the organism in Eukaryota, Fungi, Glomeromycota, Glomeromycetes, Diversisporales, Gigasporaceae. The record is from the annotation of a GenBank genome assembly.